Aspergillus uvarum CBS 121591 is the source of this 1374-nucleotide messenger RNA. Its product is annotated as cytochrome P450. Gene Ontology annotation, molecular function: heme binding; monooxygenase activity; oxidoreductase activity, acting on paired donors, with incorporation or reduction of molecular oxygen. The annotation marks the transcript as partial. The transcript has 4 exons. The record is from RefSeq and is a predicted model, not a curated record. Lineage: Eukaryota; Fungi; Ascomycota; Eurotiomycetes; Eurotiales; Aspergillaceae.
UUCCGCGACAAGUUCGCAUUACACGCGCGCUACGGCCAGUCCUUCUUCCUGGUGACGCCGGGAGGCCGGGAAUUCAUCACCGCAGAUCGGAGCGUUGCGGAGCAGAUCCUCCUGCGUCGGAGGACGUUCCCCAAGCCUGUCGGGCUGCUUGACAAGUUAGAGCUGUUCGGACCGCAUCUUGCUUCGGUCGAAGACACAACCUGGCAGCGCCACCGCCGCAUCACGGCCAGCGCAUUCACCGCGGCCACCGACCAGAUCGUCUGGACCGCCUCCCUUGCCCGCGCGGCGCAGCUGGUCGCCUCCCGGCCCCGUACAACCACCAGCACAUUCCCCGACCUGGCCGAUGCAAGCCUCGACAUACUCCUCAAGGCCUGUUUACCCACCACCACCUCAUCAGACCCAACCUUCUGUCCGGAGGCGUGCAAACCCGCCCUCCUCCGCUUCCUGGACAUCAUCACCGCCCCGAGGGGGAGCCUUCUCCCCUGGCGGCGGAGGGACGGCCUACGGAGUCUGUGGGCAACGGCGCGCGAGCUAGGGGCCAGUAUCGCGCAGUUGGUGGAAAACCGGCGACGGGAUCCGGAUGGAACCCUAAAACGGGGGGAUCUACUCUCGACAUUGCUGCGGUGCGAAGGCCGUCCUGGCCACGGCAACCGGGAUUAUAUGUCCGGGGACGAGAUCCGGGGCAACGUGUUUCUGUUUCUGUUUGCGGGGCAUGAGACCACCGCCAAUACGUUGCUGUAUGCGGUGUAUCUUCUGGCUAUCUUUCCGGCGUGGCAGGCGUGGGUGGGGCAGGAGAUGGAUUCCUUGCUUCAGGGUUGGGCAGAGAAUGAGGAGCCUGGGUGUGAGGUGUUGGAGGGGUUGAAGAGGCUGAGGGCUGUUAUGAUGGAGACGCUCCGGCUGUAUGGCCCCGUUGUGAAUGUGCUGCGCGAGACGCGCGAGCAGGACGAGAUGGUCAAGAUGGAGACGCCGUUUCUCAUUCCAAAGCACACCUCGAUCCGGGUCAAUAGUGUAGCGCUGCACAUGAACCCUGGGACGUGGGGACGUGAUGCGGCGGAGUGGAGGCCGUCGCGGUGGGUGCUUGCGUCGUCAACCGGACACCCCGGGGAGGAUGUUUACAACGCGGAGAUGGAGCGGAGGCUCAUCGCUUGGUCGAAAGGGCCGAGAGUCUGUCCUGGCAAGCGAUUCUCGCAGAUCGAGAUCCUGGCGGUGCUGCUGCAGCUGUUCCGACGGCAUAGACUUGAGAUUGUACCUGACCCCGGGGAGACAGUCGAGGAGGCACGGCAACGGGCGUAUGCGCGGGUGCAGCAGAGCACAAUGAGUUUGACUCUGCAUAUUCCCCAGCCAGAGAAGCUGUGCUUACGGUGGGAGCGGCGG